Molecule: messenger RNA, 1103 nt
Organism: Pygoscelis adeliae (Adelie penguin)
Lineage: Eukaryota; Metazoa; Chordata; Aves; Sphenisciformes; Spheniscidae
Product: protein inscuteable homolog
Exons: 7
Coding region: 1-948 (315 amino acids)
Biological process (GO): asymmetric cell division; regulation of asymmetric cell division; apical protein localization
Cellular component (GO): apical cortex
Molecular function (GO): protein binding; cytoskeletal adaptor activity
Source: RefSeq, a predicted model, not a curated record
AUGCCUGGAAACAAGAGGUCCAAGAGCAAAGCGGGCGGCUGUCCAUCUUUGCGUGGGGGAAGAGAAGACACGUGGCUGCAGGAACCACAGAGGAAGAGGAGGCAGCUUCAGACAGGGGGUACCAUCAGCCACAUGUACCAUGUGGCUGGUGGUGUGGAGCCCAUGGAGGUUGAUGGGAUACUGUGCCUGGCCGACAUUCUUACUGAUAACACGCAUUCUGAAGCUACUCAUGCAGAAGCAGCGGCAGUAAUUGCACAGAUCACAUCUCCGCAUCUCACGUUCACUCAGCAUCUCAGCAGCUUUCUGGAAAAUAUGGAAGAAAUUGUAACAGCACUUGUCAAACUGUGCCAAGAAGCCUCGUCUGGUGAAGUUUUCCUGCUGGCUUCAGCAGCUCUUGCCAAUAUUACUUUCUUUGAUACCAUGGCUUGUGAAAUACUGCUCCAGUUAAAUGCAAUGAAGAUUCUUCUAGCAGCAUGUUCAGAUAAACACAUAGUGGAUACUCCAUAUUCCCGAGAUCAGGUGGUAACAAUAUUGGCAAACAUGUCUGUCUUAGACCAGUGUGCUUCAGAAAUCAUUCAAGGAAAUGGUGUUCAACUUUUAAUGGAAAUGCUCUUUGAAAGAUCAUCUUCAGGAAAUUCAGCAGAAGUUGCUGCUUGUGAGCGAGUCCAACAGAAAUCUGCAGUUACACUGGCACGACUCAGCCGAGAUCCUGAAGUGGCAGAUGCAGCUGUAAAACUCAGCUGUAUUCCUCGCCUAAUUAAACUUUGCAGAUCACCAACUGAAAGAAAUAACAGUGAUUCUGUUUUAGUGGCAUGUCUGGCAGCCUUACGGAGACUAGCAGUUAUGAGUCCUGAUGGACUUGAAGAUUCAGAUUUUCAGCAGCUAGUAAAGCCCAGACUUGUGGAUUCCUUUCUGCUAUGCACAAAUAUGGAAGAGAGCUUUGUAUAAAUGUGAGCCAAAAACCUUUGAAAAAUAAUCAAGAUGAUAGGUAUACAAUCAGAUAACACAUAUACAAUUUUAUUUAGUUUUAGUCCUAUUGUUAUUUAUGACUUAUUUAUUUUAAAAACACGAACAUGUUGUUUGUAGGAGCAAAGAAACAGAAU